AUGAGUAACAACGAUAGCCAAAACAAUUAAAAUAAAGAGAAUUCUCCUUAGAGAUCUGAUACAAACUAAGUUGAGCCACAAGGAGUAAAUUAGGAUCAGAAAUAAUAGAGUGAAAAAAAAGAAAUUCCACCUAAUUUUGCUUAAGUAGAGCAAAUUGGAUAGUAGUUUAUAGUUUACUAAUAAUAUAGGGAGGAUCAACCAUUAAUUGAGUUUUAAGUUCAUUAAAAUGAGAGAACGAAUACAAAUUUUAAUUAAAGUUAAAAAUGCAAAAGUCAAGCAGAUUUUAGAAAAAGUAUCUAUGUGGCACGUAUUGAAGAAUAAAUUAAUUCGCCUUAAUCAUUUUUCUAGAAAGUAAUAAUUAGUACCUACUAUUAUAUAGAUUCAUAAAAAAGAAAAAUAAAGUAAAAAAUGUUGUGAAGUAUGUUGUCUUCCAAUUGGUUCUCAUACUUUUUGUUGCGGUUCAUAAAAUACAAGACCUCAUUUUAAAUAAUUUGGAGUGGGUGUCAAUCUAUAUUUUAGAUUCUUAAAAAAGUUAGGGUACUUUUUUAUUAUUUUUACGAUAUUUUCAAUACCACAAUUAUUCUUUAGCGUAUUAUGUACUUAAAGAUAAUUAUAAUAGCUUAUGUUGGGAGUGAAGCUAGAGAUUCUUCUAAUCCAUUUGAAUUUUUAAUGGCAACUACUAUUGGUGCUACAAGUUUGAAUAAUAAAGAUUGUUAAAUAUAAUCUUUUGAUUCUAAUUAUAGACCAAUAGAAUUUAAUUUAAAAUGUGAUUCAGGAGAUCUUGCUGGACCAUCAUUUUUAUAUGGUGUUAUUAGUUCAAACGAAUAAGAUUGUAUUUAUAUUAGUAAAGCUGAAUUGAAUUUAAAUAUAACUAAUUAAGAUCGAUUGAAUUUAUUAAGAUAAGAGAUUGAUUCUUAAGAUGAAUAUUCAUUUACUUUAACAUAAUCUGAUUUUAACAAUGAAGACAUAAAAGGAAUGAAAAUAUUUGCUGGAGCAUAAUGUAAAGAUGCCUAGAUUACAAUUGGACCUAUUUAAUUGUAAUAAAAAAUAAUACCAAUUAUCUUUGCAUCUUGUGAUGCAGCAAUAGUCUUAUUAUUCAUAUAUUUUUUAAUUUGUUUAACUGCUAGUGAAAAAAAGUAUACUAAGAUUUCACAAAAAGAAUCACCCACUUUAUAACACUUUUCUCUUUAGAUAUCAAAUUUACCAAAAUGUGAAGAAUUAAUAAGAACUUUAUAAAAGAAAGAAAAUAAAGAAUAUAAACAAAUUAAAUAAUAAUUACUUUAAGAAGUGAAAAAUUUUAUUGAUUAAAAAUUAAAGUCUGUUUUAAAAGAUUAAGAUUUAUAGAUUUAUGAUAUUCAAAUUUCAGAAAAAGAAAAAAUAUUAAAAUUGUAAUCAGAAUUAAAACAUAAAAAACAAAUGAUUUCAAAUUAAUUAGAAGAAUUGAGAAUUAAUAAAUCUUAAUGUUAUCAAGAAGCAUAAAAACAUAUUAAUGAAUAAAUUAUGUCAAAAGAAACAUAUUAGGACUUUUAUCAUUAUUUUUAACAUUCUUGUUAAGAUCCCAAUUAUCAACCAAAUUUAAUUAAAAUUGAUAAAAUCAUAUAAAAACAUUGGAUUGAAAUAGAUGAAUUAUCUUAAAAGAUUGAUCAAAUAUAAUCGGAAGGUGAUUCUAAAUACAUCUGGGUUACUUUUGAUACAAUGAGAUAAAAAUAACAAGUUUAAGAAUAACUUUAAAGUUUACCCAAAGAUUGGCUAUAUUAUUAUUGCUGUUUUUGUUGUUUUGAUGAAGAUGAAAAAAAUAAUCAACUGUACUUAUUAACAAUUAUUUAGAUUAUUAAAGAAAUUUAAGUUAUAAAUAAAAGAUGCUCCUAUUCCUGAAAAUAUAAAUUGGAAUAAUCUUAAUUAUUCUCUUAAACAAAGAAUUAUGAGAUAGUUUUGUAGUUUUUUUAUAACUCUUGUUCUUUUAGCAGGUUCAUGGGUUUUGGUAAGUUGGGUGAAUCUUUAAAAGACAGAUUUCUAAUAAAAAUACCCUUCAAUUAAUUGCAAUAAUAAAAUCUAUGACAAUAUUACUGUAGAUUAGGUUUAACAAGAAAUUGACGAUGAUGGAAGUAUAGCAAUUAAAGGUUAUGUUGAAUGUUACUGUAAACCAAAAUUUAAUGAAAUUCUAUAAGGGUAAUAUGAAAUAUGUUAAGAUUGGGUUACAUAAUAUACAUUUUAAUAAUCAUUACCUUGGAUUAUUGUAGGAGGAUUAAUUGGUGUAAAUGUUAUAAUUUAAUAUAUAUUCAUUUGUAACAAUAAUCUUAUUUUUUAGUUCUAUCGAAAUGGGAAAAGCAUUUGAUGAUUUCCUAAGAAUAUUCUAGCAGAAUUCUAAAAAUAUUUUUAGGUCAAUUUUUAAAUACUGGUUUGAUUCUUCUUAUUACAAAUAUUGAUUUUGGUAAUUCUGCAAGAAAUGAUGCUCCUGAAACUAUUAGAUUUCUUUUUGGGGGAAAGUAUGCUGAUAUAGAUUCGAAAUGGUGUUAAAAUAUAGGAAUUGUUUUGGUAUAUAUAUAUCAUCUACUAUAGUUAUUGACUUUAUUAAUUAAUAUUCUGACAUAACCAGUUAUGCUUUUAGUUGAAAUAAUCAUUAGAUACAUAAGAUAGGCCUAUGAUUAAAGUUCUUGUUGUUUAAAUUAGAAAAAAACUAAAAAAAAAAACUAUUAAGAAUUUAAAGAUCUAUAUAAAGGAGAAUAAUUUAGAGUUGAAUUAAGAUAUGCUUAAGUUUUGACAGCCCUUUAUAUUUGUUUCAUGUAUACUCCUGCUCUCCCAUUCUUAUAUUUUAUUACUAUGUUAACAAUUUGGUUCUUAUACUUUGUGGAUAAGAUUUCAAGUAAUUAAAUAGAAUUAAUUUUUUUAGUUUUCACUACAUAUCGAAAACCAAUCAGGAUAGAUUCAAUAAUAAGUGAAUCUGUGAGAAAAUAUUUGUGGAUUGCUGUAGUUAUUCAUUUGGGCUUUGCUACCUAUAUUUAUGGAAGUUCUAAUUUAUUUUAUGAAACACUUGAAGCUAAAUUAGUGAUCGAUUAAUUAUAAGAUGUCUAUGGAUAAUAAAAUGUAGUAGUAGAAUGGUGGGAUAGAUCAUGGAGUUAAAUUCCUAAUAUCAUUUUACUCGCAAUACUUGCUAUUCUAAUCCUUAUAAUAUUCUUAUUUUUCUUUUGUUAUAAACCUGUAGUUGGAUUGUUUUCUAAAUGUUUUGCUUGUUGUAAUGACUAAAUUAAAAAAAAUAAUUCAAAUGGAUUAGAGCAAUAAGAGUAAAGACCAUUUUUGAAAUGUAAAAUUAACUUAUUUAUUUUAGUUCUAAAAAAGGAAUAAAUAGAUGAAGAUCUAAAAUUCACUUAAUUUCAAAUGAUGUUAGCUCCCUCUGUUUAUAAGGAAAAAUAUCUCAAAUUAUUGAAUGAAUUAUAAAUACCUAUUGGUAUAAAUAAUAAUGAAAUUCCAAUAAUGAAUCAAGAUAUUAGAAUAGAAUAAUUACCUCUAGCUUAAAGUCAAAUUAAAUAAUCGGCAUUAACAUAAAAUGAAAAUUAACAGCAAAACUCAUAAAAUAGAUCUAAUAAUUAAAAUGCUAUAUCAUAAAGUCAAGUUAAUAGAUCAAAAACAGAAUUAAACCAAAUAUAAAACAAUUAAUAGAAGUUGAUUGGUUUAAGGUCCUAUCACAAAGCAGUAUAAUUUAUUUCUUAUAUUAUUAGUAUAAUAAAUAAUACCACAAAUAUUAUGAAUGGGAUGAAAUAAAAGCCAUGAAUACUUAGUGA
Messenger RNA from Paramecium pentaurelia, 3779 nucleotides. Lineage: Eukaryota; Ciliophora; Oligohymenophorea; Peniculida; Parameciidae. The record is from the annotation of a GenBank genome assembly.